ACAACAAAGUCCCAAUCUGGGCUAGCAUGAAGAGAGCGCCCACUCUCCCGAGAUUGUUUACUUUUGCAGCGGUUUCAAAUCACAUUUUCCUUUAUUCUUAGACUUUCGGCGGCAUAUUGAAAGUUUAAUACAAGCGGGAGAGAAAACGCUAUUCGAUAUUCGGACGUUUUUGGGACGCUCUUUGGAUGGGCAAGGUGUUUUGGUUAUUUAUCCCUGCCUGUGUCCGGCUGCCCUAGAGAGGACAGAGCCGCCGGCCGGCCGGCAGCGGGGCCCGGGAGGACCGAGGGGGCUUUAGCCGGGGGCGACAGCCAGCCUGCCGGCCUGGAUGCUCCCAACGAUGGGGGAAACCAAGAUCAUUUACCACCUCGACGACCAGGAAACACCGUAUCUGGUGAAGCUGUCCGUCCCGGCGGACAAAGUCACUCUGGCAGACUUCAAAAAUGUCCUCAAGAAACCGAAUUACAAAUUCUUCUUCAAAUCUAUGGACGAUGACUUCGGUGUGGUAAAGGAGGAAAUAUCUGAUGACAACGCCAAGCUGCCCUGUUUCAACGGACGUGUCGUGUCUUGGUUGGUCUCGGGAGAUGGCGCGCACACAGACGCAGGCUCCACGGCAGACAGUUUGGAGCCAGCACCACCUUUGGAGAGGACCGGGGGAAUUGGGGACUCGAGACCACCUUCCUACCAUGGGAAAGCAGCUAGCGGGCGGGACAGUUUGGACAACGACACGGAGACCGGCUCCAUCAUGUCGCAAAAGAGAGAGAGGGAGCGGCCGAGGCGGAAACACACAAAUGAUCAUGGGGGGAGGCAGAACGGUUACUCAUCACGGGCGAUGGGGCGAGGAGGCCCCGAGUACGACAGCUGUUCGUCCUUCAUGAGCAGCGAGCUGGAAUCCACCUCCUGCUUUGAUUCAGAAGAUGAUGAUGCAACCAGCAGGUUUAGUAGCUCUACUGAACAGAGCUCCUCACGUCUAAUGAGACGACACCGCCGUCGCCGACGGAAACCCAAGGCUUCCAAUAUGGACAGGUCUUCAUCAUUUAGCAGCAUCACAGACUCCACCAUGUCUUUGAACAUCAUCACAGUCACUCUUAACAUGGAGAAGUACAACUUCCUGGGCAUCAGUAUUGUGGGUCAGAGUAAUGAGAGAGGAGAUGGAGGGAUAUACAUCGGUUCCAUCAUGAAAGGAGGAGCCGUGGCUGCAGAUGGACGCAUAGAGCCUGGGGAUAUGCUGCUGCAGGUGAAUGACAUAAACUUUGAGAAUAUGAGUAAUGAUGAUGCAGUCCGAGUCCUGAGGGACAUUGUCCACAAGCCAGGCCCCAUUACUCUGACUGUUGCAAAGUGUUGGGACCCUAACCCUCGGAGCUGCUUUGCUCUGCCAAGGAGUGAGCCCAUCCGACCCAUUGACCCAGCUGCAUGGGUGUCCCACACAGCGGCCAUGACCGGGGUGUACCCGGCGUAUGGCAUGAGCCCUUCUAUGAGCACCGUCACCUCCACCAGCUCCUCCAUCAGCAGUUCUAUCCCUGAGACUGAGCGAUUCGAUGACUUCCACCUUUCAAUCCAUAGCGAGAUGGCAACUGUUGCUAAGGCCAUGGCUUGUCCAGAGUCUGGUCUCGAGGUGCGGGACAGGAUGUGGCUCAAGAUAACCAUCGCCAAUGCCUUCAUUGGUUCUGAUGUAGUUGACUGGCUCUUCCAUCAUGUGGAAGGGUUCUCAGAUCGCCGUGAAGCACGUAAAUAUGCCAGCAACCUGCUCAAAGCUGGCUACAUCCGACACACCGUCAAUAAGAUCACCUUCUCUGAACAGUGCUACUAUGUCUUCGGAGACCUCUGUGGCAAUAUGACCCAUCUGUCUCUUCAUGACCACGAUGGUUCCAGUGGGGGGGCCUCAGAUCAGGACACUCUCCCCCCUCUGCCCCACCCCGGGGCAGCCCCAUGGCCGAUGCCUCUGCCUUACCAGUUCCCUAUUCCACAUCCUUAUGACCUGCCGCAGCCCUUCCAUGGGGGCCCGGGGGCCGGCAGUGCAGGAAGCCAGCAUAGUGGAAGCAGCGGUUCCAACUGCAGCAAGAAUGAGGGGCUGAAAUCCGGCGGUAGUGGCAGCGAAUCGGAGAUCAGGAGCCACCGAGCUCCGAGUGAGCGCUCGGUGGCUCCCCCCAGUGAGCGAAGCAUUCGAAGCUCUAUCAGCCAUCGCAGUGCCCACUCUCACUCCAUAGCCUACGGGCCCGGCCUCGUCUACGGCCCCCCUGGCCUGCCCCCCCAGCCUGCACAUCUGUCUACAGCUGCACCGGGUGCCCCGCAGGGCAGAGAGCUGGUCUCCGUUCCUCCUGAGCUCACUGCAUCACGCCAGUCUCUCCGUAUGGCUGUAGGCAACGCAGGAGAGUUCUUUGUAGAUGUGAUGUAAUAAGUUGUUUUUUUAUUUUCAUUUUUUACUCUCAUAAGAAAAGUAGCAGAUUACAUGUUAUCAUAUCAUAAGACUGAGGACAGCAUGACGACGGGGCAGGAGGGAGGAAAGAUUGCAAAAGCAAAAAUCCAAGGCCUUGAUUCCACAUUUCCAAAAGCAUUAAUGCAACCAACCCAGUUUUUCAUGCUGAGAGAAGAUGUUCCUUCUCACUUUUGCUUUUUUCCCCUAGUUAUAAAGGCCUUACUUUCUUCAGUGAAGAAACAACCUUGCUCAAUGUGGAACCAAAGCACCUUUCUCCAUUUCUGUUAGUGCAAGGACAAAGACAAAGAGAGAGAGGGAGAGGUGGAGGAAACGGUCAACUGAGAGAGAUGAUUCAGCAUUUUUCACACGGAUGUUUUCAAUUUGUUCUGCUCUUCGUUCUUCCCACUUCUGCUCUGCCUUUCUUAUCUAGUUUUCUCUGUCCACCCCCACCCCUGUCCACAUCAAAACUGAAUGUAGCCUCUCCUCUUUCCUUUCUUUCAGUUCCCACUUGCUGACUAAUAAGAAAAAAUACCUGAGAGAAUGCUGAAAUGAACAAACUGUUAAGUUUAAUCAGAUGUUUAAAAUAUUUGCUUGACAAAAGAGUGGAAAGAAUGAAAUUGACUUUUUUUUCUAUGUAGUCCAAGAGAAUUGCAGUUCUUUUUACUGUAAGAAUGCAUUUGUUUUAUUAUAUAUGUAGUUGGUCAACUAGAUUGAUUUCCUAAUGAUUAACAUGAGCAUUCAGCUCCAAUUCGUUGUUUUUACACUACACUAUAACAUUUUCAUUUGCUGGGGAAAAAAACAAAAAAAACAACAACCUUCAGACUGUCUUGUGAUAAUGUAUAGUGGAAAAUUUUCUUACCAUGUCUUUCACACUACUUUUAUCAAGGAAAAAAAACCUUUUAUUUAUAAAUAUAGUUUUAUGACAUAA
Cololabis saira (Pacific saury) is the source of this 3341-nucleotide messenger RNA. Its product is annotated as segment polarity protein dishevelled homolog DVL-3-like. NCBI's taxonomy places the organism in Eukaryota, Metazoa, Chordata, Actinopteri, Beloniformes, Belonidae. The transcript has 15 exons. Gene Ontology annotation, cellular component: cytosol. Bases 326 to 2392 code for a protein of 688 amino acids. The record is from RefSeq and is a predicted model, not a curated record. Gene Ontology annotation, molecular function: frizzled binding. Gene Ontology annotation, biological process: canonical Wnt signaling pathway; intracellular signal transduction.